Molecule: messenger RNA, 2466 nt
Organism: Cannabis sativa
Lineage: Eukaryota; Viridiplantae; Streptophyta; Magnoliopsida; Rosales; Cannabaceae
Product: hexokinase-2, chloroplastic
Exons: 9
Coding region: 609-2108 (499 amino acids)
Biological process (GO): intracellular glucose homeostasis; glycolytic process; glucose 6-phosphate metabolic process
Cellular component (GO): mitochondrion; cytosol
Molecular function (GO): D-glucose binding; ATP binding; fructokinase activity
Source: RefSeq, a predicted model, not a curated record
GAAAACUAAUGUUAUAUAUUUUCAAAUAUUUCUAUCAUAUAGACAGAAAAGAUUUAUUGUUUUGAAAAUUUUAUAAGAGAUUUAGUGAUUUUUUUUUUUUAAUUGAAGUUAUUAAUAUUUUGCAAAAUAAAGGAAAGCAACCAAUUAUUAAUUAAAACAUAAAUUCAAGAGUUGUAUCCUAAUUCCAGUGCAACAACAACCAAACACAAUUUGACAUAUCCAAUUAUCCACAAAACAUUGCUGUGUAUUUUCUCAACUUUUUAAUCACUAUUUUCCCAGCAUAUAUUAAUAUAAGAAAUUAGUAACAUUAUUUUAAGAAUAUGAAUUAGAAUUAAUUAACAAACAAUACUUGUUGUCAUCAUUGUUCACUGUUGGCAUCAUUAUUGUAGUCUUCGCCCAUAGGCCAUAGAUCACUCGUAUAUUUAUUUGUCGCAUUUAAAAUUUAAUUGGAACUUAUUUAUUAAAAAAAAAAACAGUAACACAAAACUCUUCUGAACUCGCCUCACUUGUUAUUUUUCUUUGAACUAAAAUAUUUAUUUUUUAUUUUAUUUUUUCUGUUGGUUUCAGUUUUGUUUAGAUCGAUCGAAUCAUCGGACCGUCCAUAGAAAAUGUCUGUUCCAGCGAUAUCCACGUCCGUUGGAUCGUUCUACCUUUCACGAUCCCAGUGUCGGAGCAGCAGCAGGGGUUUGCCUCGACGAUCCCUUAUGGCAAUCCGAUCCGGCGCCGUUUCGGUGGCUCCGAUCUUGACCAACUUACAAAAAGAUUGUGCCACUCCUUUUCCCGUACUACGCCACGUGGCAGAUGCGAUGGCAACUGAUAUGCGGAACGGACUUGCCAUCGACGGUGGGAGUGACCUGAAGAUGAUCCUCAGCUAUGUUGAUACUCUCCCAACUGGGAACGAGAAGGGUCUGUUUUAUGCAUUGGAUCUUGGAGGUACAAACUUUCGGGUGCUUAGAGUUCAAUUAGGUGGUAAGGAAGAGCGAGUGAUAGACACUGAAUUUGAACAGGUCUCUAUUCCUCAGGACCUUAUGUUUGGUACCUCUGAGCAACUUUUUGAUUUUAUGGCAUCUGGGUUAGCGAAAUUUUCACAAAAGGAAGGUGGGAAAUUUCACCUGCCAAGUGGUAGGACGAGGGAGAUUGGUUUCACAUUCUCAUUCCCAGUGAGGCAGUUGUCUAUUGACUCUGGUAUACUAAUGAAGUGGACAAAAGGGUUUGCUGUUUCUGGAACGCCAGGCAAAGAUAUAGUUGCUUGUUUGAAUGAAGCCAUGGGAAGGCUUGGAUUAGAGAUGCGUGUGUCUGCCCUGGUUAAUGAUGCAGUGGGAACACUAGCUGGAGCAAGGUACUGGGAUGAUGAUGUAAUGGUUGCAGUCAUUUUAGGUACCGGAACUAAUGCUUGUUAUGUGGAGCGAACGGAUGCUAUUCCUAAACAAAAGGGGCAGGUCUCUUCAUCUGGCAGAACGAUUAUUAAUACGGAGUGGGGAGCAUUCUCAAGUGGUCUUCCUUUGACCGUGUAUGACAAUGAGAUGGAUGCUGCUAGUAUCAAUCCUGGAGAGCAGAUAUUUGAGAAAACAAUAUCUGGUAUGUAUCUUGGCGAAAUUGUGAGAAGGGUGCUGCUAAAAAUGGCACAAGCGGGUGACUUGUUUGGUAAAUCUGUGCCGGAGAAACUGUUCUCUCCUUUCAUACUUAGGACUCCUGAUCUUUGUGCUAUGCAGCAGGAUAACUCUGAUGAUCUUCAAUCUGUUGGAUCAAUUCUAUACAAUGUAGCUGGGCUUGAAACCAAUUUAAGCGCAAGGAAGAUUGUUGUGGAAGUUUGCGACACAAUCGUGAAGCGAGGAGGCCGAUUAGCUGGUGCAGGAAUUGUAGGUAUUCUGCAGAAAAUGGAGGAGGACUCAAAGGGACUUAUCUUUGGAAAGAGGACAGUGGUGGCUAUGGAUGGAGGGUUAUAUGAAAACUACCCACAAUACAGAAAAUACUUACAAGAAGCAGUGACAGAGCUUCUAGGGACAGAAAUUUCUAGGAAUGUAGUGAUAGAGCAUUCGAAAGAUGGAUCUGGUAUAGGUGCUGCUCUCUUGGCUGCUGCAAACUCCAAGUAUCCGCAUGACAUUUAAGGCAGGUUGAAAUUUUCUCAACCUUGUAGUAAUUCGUAUCUGGUGAAGAGUGAAAUAGGUAAUUUAAGUCAUUGCCAUUUAUAAUUUGGACUCAAUUCUUUCCACUGAAGAAUUAUUUAGAUAAUAUUAUUCUAUGUUUAGGAAACUGAGCUUCUUAGAACAACAUUUGUUCCUAAUGCGCCAUAAGUACCAUGUGGUGCAAUUUUGUUCUUUAUUUUAUAUGUCCCAAAAUGAGUCUUAGAGAGUAGUUUAUAUGCUUGUGGCCUCAUCUGAUCUGAACAGCUUUCUAAAAAAACAGUGUGUAACAUAAUUUGUUGUGUUUAUUUAUAUUAAUCCCACCAAUUUCUUCGACGCUAAA